This is a messenger RNA of Penicillium cataractarum, 1149 nucleotides long. RefSeq names its product agmatinase. The transcript is spliced from 4 exons. Bases 1 to 1149 code for a protein of 382 amino acids. Gene Ontology annotation, molecular function: agmatinase activity; metal ion binding. Lineage: Eukaryota; Fungi; Ascomycota; Eurotiomycetes; Eurotiales; Aspergillaceae. The record is from RefSeq and is a predicted model, not a curated record.
AUGAAGUUCUCGUCUCUUUGCUUUCUGUCGGCGCUUCAGGCUGCUUCGGCCCUUAAUCUUGGAGAGGGUUAUGAGCACCCAAUUGAGGAUCUCGACAAGGAUCUUCCCUUUUCCCAACCAGUGACAUUCGCUCAUCUCGAGUGGCAGCGAUGUCUAGCUUCUGAUCACGAAAAUGUUCCCCUCGACAUUGCCAUCCUCGGUUUCCCCUAUGACACCAGUACAUCUUACCGACCAGGCGCUCGAUUCGGCCCUCGAGGAAUCCGCGCCGGCUCUUCGCGCGAGAAGAAAGGUCGCAGCUACAACACAGUCUGGGGCGUGGAUCCAUUCGAUGAAGGAUUAAGCAUUGUGGACUGCGGCGACAUCCCCAUAACCCCGUUCGAUGCCGCCCACGCCUUUAAGCAAAUGGAGCAAGGAUAUCGACAAGUCCUCCACCAUUCGAGCAAUAUGUCCAAGACUACGCAAGAUGCAUGGCCCCAUCCGCGCAUCAUUAGCCUGGGUGGGGAUCAUUCGAUUGUCCUACCCAUCUUGCGCUCUUUGAAGAGCGUGUAUGGACCCAUUUCAGUUAUUCAUUUGGAUUCUCAUCUGGAUACUUGGGAUCCUUAUGAGGGGUAUACGGGUAUUGCGUCUGAGCAGUCUGCGAUUACGCAUGGAACUUUCUUUUGGCAUGCCAGUCGGGAAGGGUGUAUCAACAAGGGUGCUAGUGUUCAUGGUGGACUGCGGACUAAAUUGUUCGGCCCUAAGGAUUACGAAAUCGAUAAUGAUAUCGUUGGGUUCCACCGGAUUGAGGCCCGGGAGAUUGAUGAUAUCGGUGUGAAGGGGAUUGUGCAGAGAACUUUGGACGUCGUCGGAAAGAAUCCGGUCUACCUUUCUAUUGAUAUUGAUGUGCUGGAUCCGAGUAUUGCCCCGGCUACGGGAACUCCUGAAUCUGGAGGCUGGACGACUCGUGAGCUCAAGCGAUACAUCGAAGGGCUAGAGGGGCUGAACUUGGUUGGAGCCGACGUUGUGGAAGUGAGCCCUCCGUAUGACACGGUGGCAGAGACGACUUCGGUCGCAGCAGCCGAUUUGAUUAUCGAUAUUUUGGCGGCGAUGGUUAAGAAGAAGUCUCCGGAUUUCAAGAUAGGAUCGAGUGCAAGCAAAGAUGAGCUGUGA